AUGCUUGUGAGGUUUCUAAUUCUCCUUGUAUUUGUAGUUGGCAUGGUUUAUGCCGAGCCAUAUAACUGCAAAGGUAAUUAUAUUCAAUCAGAUUACAUUGGUAAACUUCGAGUUCCAAUUAAUUGCGAUCUUACGCGCACAGACUGCCCGCCUUCUUGGAAGUCGGGAAUUCCUGAAGGCAGCGAAACAUCUUCGCCAAUGAUUGACCAGAAAUUUCUGAACUGUCAAGAAGGUUUUACUUCGUGUGGCUAUGUAUCGAUCGAUCCAAAAUCCGGUGCAGUCCUUGGGCAAAGUGGCGUUACGGUUGGCGCUGGUGUUGAUCUUGGAAGCAAGUCGAGGGCGUCUUUCACGUCAUUGUCAAGCACAUUAGUUGACAAACUUGAACCUUACUUUGGUUUGAAACGAAAUCUCGCUGCCUGUGCUGCGAUUGAACGUCCCUUGAGACUAACGCUAGCGGAGGCAAACAAUUUAACACGUACAGUUACAAACGAUGUGGUUACUGAAGUUUCAAAAAGAUACGACAGCGAUAAAGAUGACAAUGCGCUGGCGCUUGCAUCAGUCCCUCGUGGUAUUCGUACAGUCAUCGUCAGCGUUUGGUAUCAGUUUGGUUAUCCUACGGCUUAUCCAAGGUUUUGGAGAUUUGUGACGAAAAACGAUUGGGAAUCACGAAUCCGAACGAGCAAGCUAGAGGAGACUUGAUUAGACGAAACAACGAAGCGGACAUAAUUGAAGCAACUCUUGUUAGAUGCAACCGCUCUGUUGACGUUGUUUUCUUGAUAGAUGAAUCUGGAAGUGUUUCCCUCGGAGACUUUAAUGACAGCCUCGAUUUUGUAAAGAACAUGAUAAAAGCAUUUCCAGAUGAUAAACUCAGUGGGGAAAAUGGCACUAGAUUCGGUUUGUCCACAUUCAGUACUCUCUAUAAAUCACAUUUCUAUCUAUCAGACAACACAGAUCAGUCAGAGUACCUUUCUGCAGUCAGUCAAGUGUCGUACACCCAUGGAUCUACCUAUCUUGGUGAUGCUCUAGAACACGUCUUAACCGAUCAAUUCACCGAAGGACGAGGUUUGCGUCCAGAAGUAGAUGGCGUACCUCGUGUUUUGAUUGUUCUAACGGACGGCGAAGCGAACGACGCUGUUUCAAUUCCAGCAAAGAAUGUGAGAAAUGAAAACAUCGUUAUUUAUGCAAUUGGAAUCGGCGAAUAUAAUUUUGAACAACUUAAAGAGAUUGCUUCUUCUGAGUCACACGUGUACACGCUGUCUACUUUUACGGAACUUGAGAAAUUCAUUUCCACGCUAACGUCAUCAACAUGCUAUGAACCCCGUCCUGUUUCUCUUAACGAGACCAUAAUAACGAAUGUAGCGAAGGACACGUAUCAGUAUUUCAGUUACAAAGUAAAGGAAUCUUCAAACCUCGAAAUCAGUGUAGCCGAUUUAUCUGGUAGCACGCUUGUUUACGUCUCUCGCACUAAUCCUCACCCUUACAAGUACGACAAUGACAUUUCCUUCGACCUUUCACAGCAAAAGAAGAAAAUCAUCGUCAUUUCAGCUCGUCCCACACCAGAUACAAAGGGAAAACGGUCAACCGACGACGACGAGCUCACACGACAAAUCUAUGUCUCGGUAACUUCCGACACUGACUCGGCUUCGUUCGAGAUUGAAGCCAAUGAAUGUAAUCCCUUGAACUGUACGGAGGGAACAAAUGAAAUGCCUACACCUCCGAUAUCCUCAGGUGGUAUUUUUACUGCUACAAAGUUCGUGGUGGUAGGUUUUGCGAUCUUGUUGAUGCUUUUUGAACUAUAUGACAUUUGA
Molecule: messenger RNA, 1808 nt
Organism: Paramuricea clavata
Lineage: Eukaryota; Metazoa; Cnidaria; Anthozoa; Malacalcyonacea; Plexauridae
Source: the annotation of a GenBank genome assembly